AUGUCUGCCACUGAAGCAUUUGCGAAGCCAAAGAUUGUUUGGCCCGAGCUCCCAACCGAGCUCUGGAUACGGAUUCUUCGUUGUGCUACUAGUCUACCUGAGGACUUCGACCUCGAACUUGUGCGUGGCGCAUUCCAGGUCAAAUACCCUUCGAAAUCAUAUCGCGAAGUCUUGGUCACCGCCAGAAAGAUUGUACGCGUGUCCAAACUAUGGAAUGAUCUAGCUACCCCGUUCCUGUACGAGACACUCUUCAUUGCGAAGGCACGACAGUUGGUGAAGCUUCGUGCUUCCUUGCACAAGUCACUCGGGGACACCAUGCCAGUAGACCGAUAUCGGGUGACUGGGAGUCAAGAAUCUACAGCUGGGAUUACCCCUACGCGCAGGCAACCUCUCGGAUUUUGGGUUCGACGGCUCGUCGUCACCCUGCAGCCGCCAUAUACCCCGAAUGUCGAUGUCACAUCUGAAAUACUCGAUCUCAUCUCUUGCUUAUCUGGCGGACUUGUUGCCCUCCACCUUCUGGUUCCUCUCCCAGACCACCCAAGUCGAUUCGUCUCACCGGCUUUCUUACAUGUCUUAAGAACAUUCCAUGGGAAAGCAUUGCGCUAUCUUAACUUAACGACAAAUCAACCAGACCGGGAGGUCUCUCUGGAAAGCUGGUAUGACUUCUUAGAGAAGAUGAACUCCCUGUCUGCGUUACGAUGUGAUGUUCGGUGCGAUCACACGAGACCGGAUAUCUUUUACAAGCCUCACCACUUAUCCGUCAUCUCUAUUCCUAUGGCAGAAUUCAUGGAUCCCGAGUCCCCCUCUACGUCUGUGGUUAAUGGCAUCCAGGAGUUGAUCACAACGCCGCGUGUCCCGCGUGUCCAGCUUGCCCCUCCAGACCCCUCUCGCCGUUUAAACCUUCACGUCCCGCAAUUCGGCAACAACCUCACUACACUCACGUUCGAUAUGCACAGGUUUGAAACUCAAUCUGGCGUCUCGCUGGAUUUGUCGUCUCUCUUUCCGAACCUAAUUCAUCUGCGACUCUCUUGCCGAAGUUGGUACGGACUGUAUAUCUCACCCCCGUUGGCAGUGCCACCCUCUGUCAUUCAUCUACGCCUUUCGUCCCUUCACUACACAUCCACCAACCAUUACCAAUACUUCUAUCUAGGCCAGAUACUUGAAACUAUCUAUUUUGAAGGUUCAUCACUCAAAGUUGUACAACUUGGUGGAAGGCCGCUUUUCAAAGAUUUGGCGCAGAGACACCCAUUGCUGUUGCAUCGCAUGGCUAGGAAGGUUCGGGAAAGGGGGCUGGAGUUGCACGAUCCAGAUGAUAAUCUCGUGGGCUGA
Pleurotus ostreatus (oyster mushroom) is the source of this 1329-nucleotide messenger RNA. RefSeq lists its product as uncharacterized. Lineage: Eukaryota; Fungi; Basidiomycota; Agaricomycetes; Agaricales; Pleurotaceae. The transcript is spliced from 2 exons. The record is from RefSeq and is a predicted model, not a curated record. Bases 1 to 1329 code for a protein of 442 amino acids.